AUGAUUAUGAUAUCAGAAUGUAAAAUUGAAUAAGGGUGUGUUCAGUUGAAAUAAAAUGCUGUAUCUCACACCUAUGGAAUAAUUAAUCAAGAACUAUAUAAUUCAGAUAUUUUGAAAUUAUUAUUACAUUUGAUUUUGGAUUUUAACCAAAGUAAUGAUGGAUAGGAGGAUUAAAUUCAAAUUGUGUAAUGGCUGAUUAUUUUAUAAAAAUAUAGUUAAAUAAGCUGCAUUCUAUUGCAAGAACCUGGUUUUGGAAUAUAUUUAAAAACAUAAGAGUGUGUUUACUUAAAAUGA
Molecule: messenger RNA, 294 nt
Organism: Paramecium octaurelia
Lineage: Eukaryota; Ciliophora; Oligohymenophorea; Peniculida; Parameciidae
Source: the annotation of a GenBank genome assembly